AUGGCGAAUGUCGGUGUUGUCCAGCGCUUCAACUCGGAGGAGGAGUUUUAUCAAUGCCGUUCAUGUGCUACGCACAUAGCAUUAAAGUCGGAUUUCUUAUAUGCGUUGGUGCCCGGAGCAAAUGGAGACACCGGACUGGCAUUCUCCGAAGUAUCCAAUGUGUACAAAGAUCUUGUGCACACCAGGGUAGUGGGCGGUCGAGUGGUUGCAGAUAUCUACUGUGUCACCUGCUCAAGUUGUAUAGGAUGGGAAGUUGUAGAUCUAAGAAUUCCGGAUCCGGAUCCGGAUCCAGAUGAUAUUCAGCCUCCACCGGAUGAAUUUCCAGAUCCUGGUUUUGGUUCUGCUGCUGCGGCAUCGGCAUAG
This is a messenger RNA of Ilex paraguariensis (yerba mate), 363 nucleotides long. The record is from the annotation of a GenBank genome assembly. NCBI's taxonomy places the organism in Eukaryota, Viridiplantae, Streptophyta, Magnoliopsida, Aquifoliales, Aquifoliaceae.